AAUUAGUGAAAGCAGCAAGGCAAAGAAUUUGUUAAGAAAUUAAAAAAUGUGCCUGUUCUGAUAGUAAGUUAGGAGACAACAAAAUGCUACGUGGUUUCAAUAAAUUUACCCCAUUCAUAACCUCAAUCCCUUGAGACGAUCAGAAAGGGCAAAUGUUGCCCCAGAAUUCUUAAAAUUGUUAGGGAGUUCUCGAGAAGGAUUUGAACCGGUACAUGCUGCUGGCAUUAUUAGAUAGAACAACAUUCUCACUGAUCUAAGUGUACUAAUAUGAGUGGUGAAUUAUGCGGCUGUAGGUGAUACAAACGAGUAGUAAUCUGUGCACGUGAACGGAAAAGGAAUUGCAAAAGAAAUGGGAGGACAGCGUGAAAAUGAAGAUAAGCAAAAUGAAAGCAAGAGGAGGCAGAAAAAGAAAAUUACGUGGAAUAGAAGGAAAAAUGACAAACUGAAGAGUGAAGUGGCUUCCAUACAAAGUUUGAAGCAGGCAUAUGAUUGUAUUGAUGCAUCAAAAGUGAACUCUUUCAAGGAUUUUCCACUUUCACAAAAGACACUCAAAGGAUUGAAGGAAAGUGGUUAUACAAAGCCCACUGAAAUACAGAAAGAGAGCAUUGGGUUUAGUCUUCGAGGCUUAGACAUCUUGGGUGCUGCCAAAACUGGUAGUGGAAAGACCUUGGCUUUCAUUAUUCCGGUACUUGAAGCUCUGUACUGCAAACAGUGGACAAGACUGGAUGGUGUUGGGGCACUUAUUAUCACGCCUACUAGAGAAUUAGCAUACCAGAUUUUUGAGACUCUACGUAAAGUGGGGCAAUACCAUGACAUGUCUGCAGGGCUUAUCAUAGGAGGUAAAGAUUUACACUUUGAGAAGAAGAGAAUGGAUCAGUGCAACAUAGUUAUAUGUACCCCUGGCAGAUUGUUGCAGCAUAUGGACGAGAAUCCUUUGUUUGAUUGCGGUAACAUGCAAAUCUUGGUGCUGGAUGAGGCAGAUCGAUGUUUAGACUUGGGGUUUGAAGCCACAAUGAAUAAUAUUAUUGAAAAUCUACCUCCAAAAAGACAGACAUUACUUUUUUCUGCAACCCAGACAAAAUCAGUACGUGACUUGGCCAGACUAAGUCUUAAGGACCCCAUGUAUGUGUCAGUGCAUGAACAUGCGAAACAUAGCACACCAGAAUCUCUGCGGCAGAGUUAUGUUGUGUGUGACCUUCACGAGAAAGUCAACAUGUUGUGGUCCUUCGUUCGAAAUCACCUCAAACAGAAGAUACUUGUAUUUAUGGCAAGUUGCAAGCAAGUCAAAUACUGUUAUGAAAUCUUUUGCCACUUGCGACCUGGCACAACAUUGCUGGCCCUCUAUGGAACCCUACAUCAACUGAGACGCAUGGCUAUUUAUGAAUCAUUCUGUCGGAAAUCAAACGCUGUUCUGUUUGCUACCGACAUUGCAGCCAGAGGUUUAGAUUUCCCAGAAGUGAACUGGGUCGUCCAGUUAGAUUGCCCGGAGGAUGCAAACACUUACAUCCACCGUGCUGGAAGAACGGCAAGAUACCACAAAGGAGGGGAGUCCCUGCUUGUUCUCCUUCCAUCAGAAGAACAGGCCAUGGUGGAAGAACUCACAGCAAAAAAGAUACCAAUCAGUAAGAUAAAAAUCAACCCGUUAAAGUUACAGUCACCACAAAGGAAAAUGGAGGCUUUUUUGGCGAGGGAUCAUAAUUUAAAAGAAUCAGCUCAGCGUGCAUUUGUCUCUUACGUGAAGUCUGUAUUUCUUAUGAAAAAUAAACAGAUAUUUAACGUACAGGCACUUGACACUGAUUUAUAUUCCAGAUCCUUAGGGUUGGCAAUUCCACCAAGAAUCAGGUUUCUUCAAAGACUUCAGAAACAGCAAGGAGAGCAGAUGCCAAUAGCUGAGAACUUGGCAAAGAUUACAGAUUUAAGCACUUCGCCUGACUCAAAUGGCCGCCAAGAAUGUGACAAGAUCGGUAGCAGUGGAAGCUCAGAUGAAGAAACUGAUGGAGAACAAGAUACGAGAUUGAAGGAACAGUCAUUCUCGUUUGAAAAUAAUGACAGCGACAGUGAACCAGACAUACUGAAGCUAAAACGUAGAGACCACGAGUUGGAAGAAGAAGUUGUACCACCAGAGGAAAAUGUCUCUCAGAAUACUAAAAAGAAGGUUAUUACAAAAGUGGCUUUGGCAAAGAAGAUUCUCAAGAAGAAAAUUGUACCAAACAAGAAAACAGUAUUUGACGAUGAAGGCGAGGCUGUGUUGGACCACGCAAAGGAAAAAGUUUCGAGUCUUGCCAGAGAAUACGAAUCGGAGAUCAAAGGUGGAAUUGACAUUGAGGAAGCGAAGCAAGUGUUGAGAGAAGAAGAUAAAUAUGAUAAGCAACGUUUCAGAGACAAGAUCAAAGCUAAACACAGGGAAGAAAAAUUAAAGUUAAAGAUAGCUCGGAAGAAGCAGACGAAACAAGAAGAAUCUGUAGCUGAGGAAGAACCUGACAGUGACGAGAGUGCUGAAGAUAAUCACUUGGAUUUGUCGUGGUUACCAGAGCUUGAUAAAGUUUAUCCCUCAGGGGUCGAGGGCACUGAAGAUUGUGAUAGGAGUGAGCUGUCCCAUGAAGGAAGAAGCAGUGAUGAUGAUGAUGAUGAUGAUGACAGCUGCAGAGAAGUUGUAGAAGAGCAGAAUCACAAGUUCCUUCCUUUAAAGAGGAAAAAAUCAUCAGACAGGGCUUGGACGAAAAGACCGCGAGAAGACGAGCCAUUGGAUACGGGGCUUACGUUGCAGGAAGAUGAAGACCUGGCAGUUCACCUUUUACGCAAUAUAAGAUAAAGUUUGUUAAUUGUAUAUGCCAUCUGCACCCCUUAUUGGCUGUCUACAAUGGCUUAUUGAUUCCUUUAUAUUUGCCAUUUUAUUUUUAAAAAAAUAUACUGCUGCAAACAUUUUUCA
Zootermopsis nevadensis is the source of this 2929-nucleotide messenger RNA. RefSeq names its product putative ATP-dependent RNA helicase DDX10. Gene Ontology annotation, molecular function: ATP binding; RNA helicase activity; nucleic acid binding. The record is from RefSeq and is a predicted model, not a curated record. Lineage: Eukaryota; Metazoa; Arthropoda; Insecta; Blattodea; Termopsidae.